UACUCAUGGUUGGAGAGGGGGAGUUUGUUGAUUGUGGUUAAUUGAUGAAAAUGACAUUUGAAUGGAUGUGCAGAAAAUUUCGGCAUUUUCUUAGCAAACUGUUCGAUUUCCCCAUUCUCUCACCACCUAUAAUACAAACACCAAAUCCCCAAACAUAGUCCCCAAAAAUGGAACUCUCCUCAAUUCGCCACACAACUCUCAACCUCAAUGGAAUCAACCUCCACAUAGCCGAGAAAGGCGAGUCAGGUCCACUAAUCCUCUUUAUCCAUGGCUUCCCCGAGCUCUGGUACUCAUGGCGUCACCAGAUCCUCGAUCUCUCCUCCCGCGGCUACCGCGCCGUCGCCCCUGACCUCCGCGGCUACGGAGACUCCGACUCCCCACCCUCAGUUAACGACUACACUUGUUUCCACAUAGUAGGGGACUUAAUUGCUCUAAUCGACGCCCUUGUUGGAGUAGAAGAGAAGGUAUUCGUUGUGGGGCAUGAUUGGGGAGCGGUGAUUGCUUGGAAUCUUUGCAUGUAUCGGCCGGAUCGAGUUAAAGCGUUGGUGAAUACGAGCGUGACUUUCAAUCGACGAAGCCCUAAGAGGAAACCGAUUGAAUCGCUUAAAGCUCUGUAUGGCGAUGAUUACUACAUUUGCAGAUUUCAGGAACCUGGAGAAAUAGAGGCAGAGUUUGCUGAGAUUGGCACUGAAAGGAUUAUGACAGAAAUACUAAGUUAUCGCACUCCAAAGCCACUAAUGAUGCCUAAAGGCAGAGGCAAAGGCAAAGACCAUCCACUGGAUACUCCCAUUUCUUUGCCUCCAUGGUUAGCGAAGCAAGACAUGGACUAUUAUGUCUCCAAAUUUGACAAAAAUGGCUUCACUGGCCCAAUCAAUUACUACAGAAAUCUCGACAGGAACUGGGAACUCAAUGCUUCAUUUACAGGGGCUCAGGUGAAAGUUCCAACAAAGUUCAUUGUGGGUGACCAAGAUCUUACCUACCACUCUUUUGGAGCUAAACAAUAUAUACAGAGUGGGGAGAUGAAGAAAGACGUUCCUUUUCUUGAAGAGGUUGUUGUAAUGGAAGGCGUAGGUCACUUCCUUCAAGAGGAGAAGCCCCAUGAGAUCAGCAACCAUAUCUAUGAAUUCAUUAAGAACUACUAGUUCUCUUAGGACUGCUCUGGUUUUCCUUUUGUAUUUGCUUGAUAAGGUUUGCCUGAACCCAGACACUAUCUCUACUAUUGUAUUUCUUAGUUCCAAUGCCUAUGGUAUUUAAAUGACUAGCCAAAGAAAGUACUUCAAAUUAAUGGUGUAAAUGAACAACUCUAAGCCUACAAUCUUAUUAAAUGUUAGUGGAGUCUGGUAUUUAUUGGAAA
Molecule: messenger RNA, 1354 nt
Organism: Cucumis sativus (cucumber)
Lineage: Eukaryota; Viridiplantae; Streptophyta; Magnoliopsida; Cucurbitales; Cucurbitaceae
Product: epoxide hydrolase A
Exons: 3
Coding region: 168-1142 (324 amino acids)
Molecular function (GO): hydrolase activity
Source: RefSeq, a predicted model, not a curated record